Molecule: messenger RNA, 2267 nt
Organism: Epinephelus moara (kelp grouper)
Lineage: Eukaryota; Metazoa; Chordata; Actinopteri; Perciformes; Serranidae
Gene: trdmt1
Product: tRNA aspartic acid methyltransferase 1
Exons: 10
Coding region: 470-1393 (307 amino acids)
Molecular function (GO): methyltransferase activity
Source: RefSeq, a predicted model, not a curated record
CAUAAACACCACAGCAAAUCAAAUCUACAAGCACAAUUUCCCCGACACCGUCCUCUGGAGUAAGACCAUUGAGGGCAUAACACUUGACGACUUCAAUAGAUUAUCUUUUGACAUGAUUUUGAUGAGCCCUCCUUGCCAGCCGUUCACCAGGUAGGUCUUGUGUGUUUUGUAUGCAGUAAAUGGACGUAGCUACAGUGACGUCACCCAUUGGUUUGUGGAGUCCCGUUCGAGCAGCUGCAACUGGCCCUGACACACGAGGCUGACAGUCAGCUGACGGUGAUGCCCUAUUCUGUCCACUGUGUCCCGCACCGUUGCUGCUCGUUUUGGGCCUAUUCCACAUGUUGAAUCGGCGUGGGCGACAGCAGAGACUGUCUGUGAAUAAAAUCGCUCUGAUUGGCAGUUCAGCUCUGCACACGAGAAGAGAAACAGAAGUGAGGAAAGUAAACAGCUCGAGCUCAGUCCAGAGAGAAUGAGACCAAAACAGACUGGUUCCAGAAGGUUAGGACUUCAGGGUGACAUCGCUGAUCCCAGAACCAAGAGCUUCCUCUACAUCCUUGAUCUUCUGCCAAGGCUGUGCAGGUUACCUCGCUUCAUCCUGCUGGAGAAUGUGAAAGGCUUUGAGACCUCAUCUGCCAGGGAACGUUUGGUGAAAACACUGACGGACUGUGGAUACACUUUCCAGGAGAUCAUGAUCUCUCCCACCAGUGUUGGGAUCCCAAAUUCAAGACUGCGUUAUUUCCUGCUCGCCAAGAUUUCAACAGAAAACUUCAGCUCAAAGAUUUUAGAUGCCUUUCCACAUCCAGCUGAGAGUGAUUCCCCUGAGCAGCCCACAGUCUUGAGUCCUCCCCACCCAGGUACCUGCCAGCCAGAGGAGGACCUGCAGGGCAGUCAUUUCCUGUAUAAACUAGAGACAACGCUGGAAGUCCAGAAGAAGAUGAGUCAGAACAACGAUCUGUCCAUCAGGCAGAUCCAAGACUUCCUGGAACCACAGAUGGAAGUAGACAUGGAACAGCAUCUCCUUCCUCCUAAAACGCUGCUGCGGUAUGCUCUGAUCUUGGACAUUGUUCGGCCCACCUGCAGGAGGUCUGUCUGCUUCACCAAAGGCUACGGACGGUAUGUGGAGGGAACUGGCUCAGUGCUGCAGUGCUGCACGGAAACAGAGAUGGAGAGUGUGUUUAAAGGUCUGGACCAGUGCUCUGAAGAUGAGAAACUCCAGCAGCUGUCGAAACUGAAGCUCCGUUAUUUCACUCCCAGAGAAGUUGCCAACCUCAUGGGUUUCCCUCAAAGCUUCUCCUUCCCGGAGCACGUCACCACCAAGCAGCAGUACAAAGUCCUAGGAAACAGCCUGAAUGUGGUGGUGGUGGCCAGACUCCUACAGCUGCUCGUCUCCUAGCACCUGAAGGAGGAGACCAUCCUGUGUGUCAUUGUGGAUGACGUCAUAGAGAGCUCUCGUUCCAGUGGACAUGUACAUAGUCUACUCAGUGUUGCAGAUGUUAAAUGUUGGCCAAACGCUGGAACAUUGUAAGUUACAUGUUUCUGACAUUUCACUUCAAGCAGUACAUGGCUGCACAUGAAUGUUUUAUUUUUUAUAAUUAUAGAUUUUUUAAUAAUUUAAAUAAAAAACGAAAAAAAUAACCUGUGAUGGUAAUUGUUUUCAUUAGUUUUUUAAUUAAGUUUUUUUUUGUUUUUUUGUAUUUUGUUUAACCUGAUUGAAAAUAAUGCAUUUCCUAGGUUUAUUCUUAUGCAGCACUGUCUAUCACUAUUUAUCUACAGUAUUUAGCACUAUCUGAAACUAUGAUUUUACGGUAACACUUUAUAUUAAGGUACUGUAAUAAGCGUUAAUUAAUGCUUAAUAAGCACCAAUUAACAGUUAAUGAGCGCUUAUAAGACAGAAUAAGAUGUUUAUUACCAUUAGUAAGACACUAAGUGUUAAUUAUAGCAUAAUUAACACAAAUAAAUGUGGUUAUUGUUCCAUAAUUAACCCUUAUAAAUUGUAAUUAAUGUAAAUAGACAUCUUAUUAAUAUUUAGCAUAGGUUUAUAAACUGUUACCAAAGUUUCUAUUAAGUGCUUAUAAUACUCCUAUAAGCAAUAAUAACUCAGUCAGUUAUGCUGUAAUAAACACUUAGUCUGGUCUUAUUAAUGUUAAUGUUAAGACAGAUCGUAACAUCUACAGGCCUCCCUGCUGUCAGAGCAGCAUGUGCCAAAAUCUGUGGACAGAGCUCAAAGAGCAGAGCAUGAAGACGGCCCAAGAAUCUCACAGAGCUAG